This is a messenger RNA of Suillus paluster, 1362 nucleotides long. RefSeq lists its product as uncharacterized. The transcript is spliced from 5 exons. The record is from RefSeq and is a predicted model, not a curated record. Lineage: Eukaryota; Fungi; Basidiomycota; Agaricomycetes; Boletales; Suillaceae. The coding region runs from base 1 to 1362 and encodes 453 amino acids.
AUGCCCUCGAAGAAGAUGACGGCGAAGAAAUCCACCGGGGGUUCAGCCCCCCGCGUGGUCAUCACGCUUGAGGCUGCAGACGACGUCUCAGACGCAUCGCAGAGCGAUGAGAUGGACGUAGCGUCCGACGGUUCUCACCAUAACGACUUUUGUAUCGUUUGUCGCGACGGCGCCGUAGAGCCAAAUUCGCUCGUCUGCUGCAGCGAAUGUCCGCGUGUCGUCUGCGUCAAUUGCAUGGACAUACCUGCCGCGUUCCAGCACGCCGUCCUGGCCGAUGACGUCCUUUUCCAAUGUAUUUGUUGUUAUAUAUCCCAGCAAGAGAGCAGGCGGCGGCAAGAGAACGGUCCAAGUCGCUUGCCAUACUUUGGUUUCCACUACUCCGACGGACGGCCGGUACUGGACAGGUUCCUGAACAUCCGCGCCACCCUGGAGCUGUCCCUCCGCGCCCAAAUAUCCUCAGCCCCCGUUCUCUUCGUUCACUUGAAGAUAGUAGACUACGACGCUACGGGAGGGUCGUUCGAUCUCGCGUACGAUUUCCUCAAGCCGUACUUCCCGUGCGGCGGGCUCGAGCGUCGCGAGGUGACGUUUGACAUCGCCACGACCGCGAAGGCCGCAAACUAUCAGCGAUCCGUAGAUAGCAUGGUACGCGCUCUCAAGGAGCAAGGCAAGUGGGACCGCGUGGUGAUAGGCAUCUCCGACCACACGGACAACGACAACGGCGACCCAUUCGCAGGAUACGACGGGAAAAAAAGAUUCAUCGCUGCACGCGUCGAUAAUUUUUUAGAUAUCAUUCUCAAACCGUGGCAGGGCCUCGUCGAUCACGCGUCCGAAUCAUACUUAUGGUUCUUUUGCUGCGGUGCCCUAGUCAACAACAUCGAGUCGUUCAAAACCUUGCAGACGUCUAUUCUUCGUCACCGUAUGAGCGCCGCUGUUGCAUUUACCGCGCCUCGCUUCCAGCCUAGUUUUACAUCGCAUCUCCUUCUUGCGUUCGCUGAGAUCGUACUCCUCGAGCGAUUCGCGAUUCACAACUCUUUUCCGCACAUGCUGGGGCAAUCGUUCAAGCUCGGACGUCACACGGACAUUUUCUUGAUGACCCCAGACAAGGACCAACUGACGGUGACCAAAUACUGUUGGACCCACAUCGACCAUCGCCCAUGGGGUCAUUACCUACCCCUACUCUGUCCUAGCUGUGGUGUAGGGAAUGCUUGGCGAUCUGCCAGCAAGUCCAGAGUCUACACUUUUGAGUGCACUAAUCACCCUUGUCGUACGUCUUACACAUUCAAACAGCCAGAGGGUUCUAGGAUGCUGCAUCCCGGGAAGACGGGCAGCAGUUGCUGGAUCUCCAUCCCUUGGAAAUAUUGA